AUGUCAUCGCCUUUCCCCACUUUGGCGAUUUGUCUCACAUAUGUGUUCAUAGUUAAAGUGCUGGGUCCGAAGCUUAUGGAAAACAGAAAACCAUUCGAGCUUAAGAAUGUACUCAUAUGGUACAACUUAUUCCAAGUAAUAUUCAGUUGCUGGUUGUUCUAUGAGAGUAUAGUAAGUGGAUGGUUUACUACGUACAGUCUUCGGUGCCAGCCAGUCGAUUACUCCAGAUCUCCAGAAGCAAUGCGAACAGUGAACGGAUGUUGGUGGUAUUACUUCUCGAAAUUCACGGAAUUCUUUGAUACGAUAUUCUUCGUUAUGCGAAAGAAAUUUGAUCACGUGUCAAAACUUCACGUCAUUCAUCAUGGAAUCAUGCCCAUGUCCGUUUGGUUCGGCGUCAAGUUCACACCUGGCGGUCACUCCACAUUCUUUGGAAUGCUGAACACGUUCGUACACAUCAUUAUGUACUCGUAUUACUUGCUCGCCGCUCUGGGCCCUCAAGUUCAGAAAUACCUUUGGUGGAAAAAAUACCUAACUGCUCUGCAAAUGAUUCAGUUCGUGCUGGUGUUCAUUCACGCCUUUCAACUGUUGUUCAUCGACUGUGACUACCCGCGCGCCUUCGUUUGGUGGAUCGGAAUGCACGCCGUUCUCUUCUAUUAUCUCUUCUCUGACUUCUACAAACAGGCUUAUCGGAAGAAAGCAAAGAAUGCGAAGGCUAAAGUGAAGGUAGAGGCGGAAUCAUGCAUGGAGUCAAAGGAAAGGAAGCUACCCUUGCUAAAUGGAUUCAGCAAUGGAUCCGCGCUAAAUGAUGUCCGGCAAAGGAUGGCCGGGGCCGUCGCAUCACAAUGA
Messenger RNA from Parnassius apollo (apollo), 846 nucleotides. Lineage: Eukaryota; Metazoa; Arthropoda; Insecta; Lepidoptera; Papilionidae. The record is from the annotation of a GenBank genome assembly.